AUGAGUUCAAGGAAAUGUAAUACUUAUGCAGUUCAAGCGGAUCUUGAUGAAGAGACCAUUGAAGAGUUAAAGGAGCAAUUAUCAAAAAGAAAGGCUGAUUUUGAAGCUUUAUUGAAAGAAAAUAGAAACCAAGUUGUUGAAAUUUCAAUUUUGAGACGUCUUCGAAAGCGUUUUAUUGACGAAAUUGAAGAGAGCAGCACUAAGGAAGAUGAGAUGGAAGUUAAAGAAGAACCAGAAGUUCCAAGAGACGUUGGCCUUUUGACGAUCCUUGUUUUCUCUCUUUCGAUGGUUGCUUUCUACUAUUUUUGUUCUUACUUAGUUCGAAAGUACAGUCUUGGCUAG
Messenger RNA from Blepharisma stoltei, 342 nucleotides. The record is from the annotation of a GenBank genome assembly. NCBI's taxonomy places the organism in Eukaryota, Ciliophora, Heterotrichea, Heterotrichida, Blepharismidae.